Rhinolophus ferrumequinum (greater horseshoe bat) is the source of this 3985-nucleotide messenger RNA. RefSeq names its product ATPase cation transporting 13A2 (gene ATP13A2). Lineage: Eukaryota; Metazoa; Chordata; Mammalia; Chiroptera; Rhinolophidae. Gene Ontology annotation, molecular function: ATP hydrolysis activity; P-type ion transporter activity; ATP binding. The record is from RefSeq and is a predicted model, not a curated record. Gene Ontology annotation, cellular component: membrane. Bases 169 to 3705 code for a protein of 1178 amino acids. Gene Ontology annotation, biological process: intracellular calcium ion homeostasis; autophagosome-lysosome fusion; regulation of autophagosome size. The transcript is spliced from 29 exons.
GGCAUCUUUCCAGGCGUGCUCGCUGCUGGGCGCUGCAGCUGCCCCAGGCCUCCUCGCUCCGCUGCGCCCCCGCCCUCCGCCUUGCGCCCCCGCUGCGGGCCAUCGCGACGCCCGGGCCAGGGCCACGGGCCGCAGCGCCGGGGCCGGCGAUGAGCGCGAGGAAUCAACAUGAGCGCAGACAGCAGCCCUCUCGUGGGCAACACGCCCGCCAGUUAUGGGACCCUGACGAUAGAGACAUCUCUAGAUCCCCUCAACUCCUCAGUUUCAUCCGUGAGGCUCAGCGGCUACUGUGGCAGUCCAUGGAGGGUUAUAGGCUAUCACGUCGUGGUCUGGGUGAUGGCAGGGAUCCCCUUGCUGCUCUUCCGGUGGAAGCCGGCAUGGGGGGUGUGGCUGCGGCUCCAGCCAUGCAACCUGGCCCGCGCCGAAACACUCGUCAUCGAAAUAAGAGACAAAGAGGAUAGUUCGUGGCAGCUCUACACUGUCCAGGUGCAGACGGAGGCCAUCAGCGAGGGCAGCCUGGAGCUGCCCCCACAGGCCCAGGCAGAGGAUGGCCGGAGCCAGGCAGCUGUGGGGGCAGUACCAGAGGGGACAUGGAAGGACACCACCCCGCUCCACAGGAGGGAAGAGGCAGUGAGUGGACAGCAGCAGGUCCUGCGGUACUACCUCUUCCAGGGCCAGCGCUAUGUCUGGAUCGAGACCCAGCAGGCCUUCUGCCAAGUCAGCCUGCUGGACCACGGCCGCACCUGCGAUGACAUCCACCACUCCCGCUUGGGCCUCGGCCUCCAGGACCAAACUGUGAGGAGGGCCAUCUAUGGCCCCAACGUCAUCAGUGUGCCUGUCAAGUCCUAUCCGCAGCUGCUGCUGGACGAGGCACUGAACCCCUACUAUGGGUUCCAGGCCUUCAGCAUCGGGCUGUGGCUGGCAGACCACUACUACUGGUACGCCCUAUGCAUCUUCCUCAUCUCCUCCAUCUCCAUCUGCCUGUCGCUGUACAAGACCAGAAAGCAAAGCCAGACCCUGAGGGACAUGGUCAAGCUGUCCGUGCAGGUGUGCGUGUGCCGGCCUGGGGGAGAGAAGGAAUGGGUCGACUCCAGUGAGCUGGUGCCCGGAGACUGCCUGAUGCUGCCCCAGGAGGGCGGGCUGAUGCCCUGCGAUGCUGCGCUGGUGGCUGGAGAAUGCAUGGUCAACGAGAGCUCUCUGACCGGGGAGAGCAUUCCAGUGCUCAAGACAGCCCUGCUGGAGGGGCCGGUGCCCUACUGCCCAGAGACCCACCGGCGGCACACACUCUUCUGUGGGACGCUCAUCUUGCAGGCCCGGGCCUUCGUAGGACCCCACGUACUGGCAGUGGUGACCCGGACAGGGUUCUGCACGGCUAAAGGAGGCCUGAUGAGCUCCAUCUUGCAUCCCCGGCCCAUCAACUUCAAGUUCUACAAACACAGCAUGAAGUUUAUGGCUGCCCUCUCUGUCCUGGCGCUCCUCGGCACCAUCUACAGUAUCUUCAUCCUGCACCGUAACCGGGUGCCUGUGAAUGAGAUUGUGAUCCGGGCUCUGGACCUGGUGACGGUGGUGGUGCCGCCUGCCCUGCCGGCGGCCAUGACUGUGUGCACACUCUACGCCCAGGGCCGGCUGCGGAGCCAGGGCAUCUUCUGCAUUCACCCUCUACGCAUCAACCUGGGGGGCAAGCUCCGCCUGGUGUGCUUCGACAAGACAGGCACCCUCACUGAGGAUGGCUUGGAUGUGAUGGGUGUGGUGCCCCUGAAGGGACAGGCCUUCCUGCCACUGGUCCCAGAGCCCCGCCGCCUGCCCAUGGGGCCCCUGCUCCGAGCACUGGCCACCUGCCACGCCCUCAGCCGGCUCCAGGACACCCCAGUGGGCGACCCCAUGGACCUCAAGAUGGUGGAAUCUACUGGCUGGGUCCUGGAGGAGGGGCCAGCUGCAGACUCAGCAUUUGGGACCCAGGUGUUGGCUGUGAUGAGGCCCCCGGUUCGGGAGCCCCAGCUGCAGGGCACAGAGGAGCCCCCGCUACCAGUCAGUAUCCUCGGCCGCUUCCCCUUCUCGUCAGCCCUGCAGCGCAUGAACGUGGUGGUGGCGUGGCUGGGGGCCGCACAACCCGAGACCUACGUCAAGGGCUCCCCUGAGCUGGUGGCAGGCCUCUGCAACCCCGAGACAGUGCCCACCAACUUCGCCCAGAUGCUGCAGAACUACACAGCUGCUGGCUACCGCGUUGUGGCCCUCGCCGGGAAGCCACUGCCCAUCGCACCCAGCCUGGAGGCAGCUCAGCAACUGACCAGGGACGCCGUGGAGCGGGAGCUGAGCCUCCUGGGGCUGCUGGUCAUGCGGAACCUGCUGAAGCCACAGACAGCACCAGUCAUCCAGGCUCUGAGGAACACCUGCAUCCGCACCGUCAUGGUGACAGGGGACAACCUGCAGACAGCUGUCACUGUGGCCCAGAGCUGCGGCAUGGUGGGCACCCAGGAGCGUCUGCUCAUCGUCCAUGCCACUCCUCCUGAAAGGGGCCAGCCUGCCUCCCUUGAGUUCCUGCCAGUGGAGUCCUCUGUGGCUGUGAACGGGGCUAAGGAUUCUGACCAGGCCUCAAGCUACAUCGUGGAGCCAGACCCCCGAUUCAGCCACCUGGCCCUCAGCGGGUUCACCUUUGGUGUCCUCAUGAAGCACUUUCCCAGGCUGCUGCCCAAGGUCCUGGUCCAGGGCACUGUAUUUGCCCGCAUGGCUCCUGAGCAGAAGACGCAGCUGGUGUGCGAGCUGCAGAAGCUUCAGUACUGCGUGGGCAUGUGUGGGGAUGGCGCCAAUGACUGCGGGGCCCUGAAGGCGGCAGACGUGGGCAUCUCGCUCUCCCAGGCCGAGGCUUCAGUGGUCUCACCCUUCACCUCGAGCAUGGCCAGCAUUGAAUGUGUGCCCAUGGUCAUCAGGGAAGGCCGCUGUUCCCUCGACACGUCCUUCAGCGUCUUCAAGUAUAUGGCCCUGUACAGCCUGACCCAGUUCAUGUCCGUCCUGAUUCUCUACACGAUCAACACCAACCUGGGUGACAUGCAGUUUUUGGCCAUCGACCUGGUCAUCACCACCACGGUGGCCGUGCUCAUGAGCCGCACGGGGCCAGCGCUGGCGCUGGGGCGGGCACGGCCUCCAGGGGCACUGCUCAGCGUGCCCGUGCUGAGCAGCCUGCUGCUGCAGGUGGCACUGGUGGCUGGCGUGCAGCUGGGGGGCUACUUCCUGACUGUGGCCCAGCCCUGGUUCGUGCCUCUGAACAGGACGGUGCCCGCGCCAGACAACCUGCCCAACUAUGAGAACACCGUGGUCUUCUCCAUGUCCAGCUUCCAGUACCUCAUCCUGGCUGCAGCUGUUUCCCGGGGGGCGCCCUUUCGCCGGCCGCUGUACACCAACGUGCCCUUCCUGGUGGCCCUGCUGCUCUUGGGCUCCAUCCUGGUGGGCCUCCUCCUGGCCCCUGGCCCCCUGCGGGGACCCCUGACGCUGACGAACAUCGCUGACACCUGCUUCAAGCUGCUGCUGCUGGGCCUGGUUGCCUUCAACUUUGUGGGGGCCUUCAUGCUGGAGAGUGUGCUGGACCAGUGCCUCCCAGCCUGCCUGCGGUGGCUCCGGCCGAAACGAGCCUCCAAGAAGCGUUUCAAACAGCUGGAGCAGGAGCUGGCCGAGCAGCCGUGGCCGCCACCCACUGGGCCCGGGAGGUAGUGCACCCUCUCCGUGCCCUGGACACUGGAUCUCCCUGCCUCAGAGCCACCGACUGGGCCCCAUCUCAGAGAUACCACCACCGAUCCCACAGCCCUGAGGUUGGCAUUUGUCACACUCCUGCGCCAAGUCUGCCCAGCCUGGCCUUUCUUGCCCCACCUGGGGAAAUACUAACUAUUGUCCCCCCCUUCAGAUCUCCCACGUAGAGACAGCAGCCACCAACCAACCCCUCUCAGAGCCGCUGUCAGUGUAGCAAAUAAAGUCACUAUUUUCCUGGCUCAGC